GGGGCCCUGCGCCCCCCGCCCGGCCGGGGCCCACCCGGGACGUACCCCCGGGAACCCCUCGCCGAGCGGGUCCGGUUGUCGGGAGGCGAAAGAGAAACCCCCGUCCGUUUUCGAUGUCAGCGGCCGGGGAGCGUUUGGGGCCGGGGCUGCCGGGCGCUUAUGGGACCAACUGAUGAAAAGAGGCGUCAGAUGAGCCCCGUGGCGAGCCCGGCGUGUUCGCGAGGGGUGGCCGGGCCGUCACGGCUGUCCCGGGACCGCAGUCGUUUUUCUCGGGGGGGCAGCUGCGCAAAAAUACCCAUAAGAGCGAUGGCGUCCGCGUUGCGAGCGGCUUUGCGGCGUGCGCCUUCCAGGGAAAAAUCCGCAAACCAUUUCUCCCCUCUGAACGCCAGGAGUGGGAUGGGGGGGGUGGGAUGGGGGAGCGGGAGGGGUGAAGGCUUAAAACCCCACGGGACAACAGCCUCCACGGGAAAGGCAGAAAGCGGCGCCGAGCCGGGACCCCCGCAGCCCGCCCGACGUGCAACCGCUCCUGCUUCCCCCUCCAAAGCCGUUCUGAGCCAUCUCGACCCCCCCAAAACCCGCCAGCCCCGUUGAGGGCUCCCGGCGCAGAGAGGGGGCGAAGGCACGGCGGUGGGCAGGGCGGCGUGGCGGGGGCAGCUGUCUCAAAGUCAGUCAUUUGUUAUAUGCUUGCCGGAACUGCAGAAGUCGAAUCGAUAGAGACAGCCUCCAGCUGUGCCUAAACCUGCGAUUUCAAUUAAAAUCCUGAGCUCCGAUGCCCGGGUCUUAGCUGGGAUCCCAAAGCACCGAUACACAAGGCGUGCGGUAGCGCGGUUCCUCGCCGGCCAGGAGGUAGCGGCACGGCCAAGGCCGGGAGCCGGUACCCGGCCUCGGGCUCCGCGGGGGCUUCCCCAGACCGUGAGGAAGGAGGCGGCCCCGGGGCUGCUGCACGGGGUGCCCGCCGCCGCUCCUCGCCCCCGGCAGCCCCGAGGCCUGCGAGACCCGAGCCGGGCGGUGGGUGCGGAGCAGCGAGCCGGCAGCCGUCCCCUCGGCCAGGGCGGGAAGGAGGGAGAGAGCCGGCCCAGAAAACACCCCGGCAAGGACGAGGGCGGCGCGGGGAAGCUGGCAGCGAGCUCCCGGCCCCGGCUCCGCAGCCCUCUUUUAUCCUGCCCGAAAUCAUCUCGUUUACAGAAAAUAUUUGUUUGCACUAUUAGUUGGUACUGGAGUUAAUUACUCAACGUGUGAGCGGGGAGUAAUAUGGAUAAAAGCAGCCCCAGUGUUUAUUGUGUGGGUGAGCUGUUGAGCGGUGCUUGAAUAAACUGCAAUUAGGGUUAGAUAGAGAUUAAUUAACAUGUGAGUGGCAAGGUGUAAAAUAGUUCCCAACCCUCCACUCAGUAUAAUCUGCAGGCGAGGAAAAGAAGUUUGUGGAGGCUAAUUAAAUACUUUGCUAAAGCCGGCGAGCCCCGGGAGCGAGCGGAGCCCAGCCGCCGCCUGCCCGCUGCACGGCGGAGGCGCGGGCAGUGCGGCUCGGCGCGGCUCCCUGGGGCUCCGCCAGGCUCUCCUGCAGACCAGUCACCGCAGGCGGCUUGUGCCGGUGCACGUGGCUCUCCGCGGUCCUGUCCCACCCUCUCCUCCCAAAACCGGGACCGUUUGCCCCCUCCCUUGCACGCUGACCCAUCAGACCCAGGCGGGGAGGAUGGAGCGGGCAGGGCUGGGGGGACGCCAACACCUGAUGCUCUAGGCGGAGAGACACCCCGCCCCUGCCCCCCGAGGAGAGGUGUCCCCCGGGGGCAGGGCGCUCCCCUCCGCCCGCCGGCAGCCCCCGGGGCGGUCGCCGCUUUCAGAGUUUGUUUCUGAAGCGUGUUGUGGUUCGCAGGUGAAAAAGCCUGUCUGCAAACAGCCGCCAGCGAGCUGCCCCGGCGGGGAGAGGAGGCGCGUCUUUGUCAGCGCCGCACAAAACCCCCGAAUUCCUCCAAACUUUCUUAGGCGUGCUAGGGAGGCGGAAAAAAAAAUAUAUAUAGGGGCCUUUUCAUUGCUUGCUUUACCUCUGGUCAGGCUCAAUCUAAACCCUUCGCUCCCCCCCUCCCUCCGCCGGAUAAUCCUCCCCUUUAUUUUAGAAACACACAAAACCAGGUUCCACGCAGCGCUAUAGUGGCUACAAGUGAAAGAGAAUUGAGCGCCCUGAAUCGCUGGGGGAAAAUUGGUUCGGCUGAAUAGCCCCGGCGAGGGACGGGGCGGCUAAUCAGGGCCAGGGGAGGUGCUGCCGCUGCAGUCGGGCCCCCCCAAAACAGCUCGGUUGCAACGGAGCUGAUUGCAGAUGGGUUGCCAAAAUAACUCGAGCAUGGUUGCGUGGUAGUUGCUUUCGGGAAAAAAAAAAUCAUUCUCCCCCUUCUUAAAAAAAAAGGAAAAAAAAAGGAAGAAGAAAAAAAAAUCCUCACGCUCACUCGGAGUGGCUCUUCUAACCCCAGCAAGAACUGGAGCACUCUUUUCCACCCAACUUGUGAAUCGCACUUGCCUUCUAAUUUGCCACAUGCAAAACGAUUCCUCUGCUUUGCAAGUUGCUUUUUAAGAAGGGAGAGAGAGAGGAAAAAACCCAGCUCGCACACGAGCGAUUUGUGCGUCUUAAACUGGAAGGAAAUUGUGCGUGGAGAGGGGGGGCUCCUCUUCCUCUCUCUGCCCCAACCCACCGCGCUCCAGCCCGGCGCCUCGGCUCGGGGAAGAUCCAUGGUGGCAUCCCCAUGUCAUUCUGCUCGAAGUGACUUCAUGUGAUGUCAGCUUUAAAUGUACGAGACCGUGAUCUGACGCUCAGGAAGAUGUUUGCUAUCAAAAUCUGACUGUGGCCACACUGAGCUGCUUGGAUGCGUCUCGCCGGCGCUGGGCAAAGAGCCGAGAGCGGGAGCGACUCGCUGCUCAUACCAAGUUCCCGCACGGCGGAGCGACAUGGCGAGCUCGGGGUCGCUGGAGACGGUCAUGCCUUCUUCCUGCCCCCGGCACGACGGCAGGGCCGCCGCCGCUAACCCCUCCAAGACCCUGGCCUUCUCCAUCGAGCGGAUCAUGGCCAAGACGUCGGAGCCCAAGCCAGCCUUCGAGCAGAGGCACGGCGGGCCGGGGCCAGAGCCGGAGCCGGGCAAGAAGCCGCUGAGCCUGUGCUCGCCCCUGCCCUGCGUGAUUCCCAUCCCGCCGCUGGGCUACGAGGUGCCCUCCAAGACUCUCCUCAACUACUCGGAGCUGUGGAAGAGCAGCCUGCGGGGCGGCGCGGGGCUCUGCAAAGCCAACUGCGGCGUCUGCUGCAAGGCAGAGCUCGCCCUGGGCCAGCCCAGCGGCCGGCUCAUCAAGCCGCAGGUCAUCCAUCAAGCGGGGACCGUGCCGGCAGCCCCCCGCUCCCUCUACUACUUCAACUACCUGGACGCCGCGUACCACCCGGCCGACAUCCUGCACGGACAGCUCUUCCCCGCCGGCCUGCUGGGCGCCCCGCCGCCGGGGGGGCUCUCGGCCCACCAGAAGCUUUUCCUGCUGGAGAACGCCAAGCUGGCGGGGCUGGCAGCCGAGAAGCUGCCGCCGCCGCCGCCCUUCGCCCACAAGGAGCGGCUGCCGGGACACCUGGACCAGGUGAUGAAGGAGGCGGCGGCGGCGGAGCGCGGCGGACCCCCCAAGGGCCACGCCAAGUUGGGGGGCGGCGGCGGCGGGGCGGCGGAGGGCAAACCCAAAAAUUUCACCUGCGAGGUCUGCGGCAAGGUGUUCAACGCGCACUACAACCUCACCCGCCACAUGCCGGUGCACACGGGGGCCAGGCCGUUCGUGUGCAAGGUCUGCGGGAAGGGCUUCCGCCAGGCCAGCACCUUGUGCCGGCACAAAAUCAUCCACACCCAGGAGAAACCCCACAAGUGCAACCAGUGCGGGAAGGCGUUCAACAGGAGCUCCACGCUCAACACCCACAUCCGCAUCCACGCCGGCUACAAGCCCUUCGUCUGCGAGUUCUGCGGCAAGGGCUUCCACCAGAAAGGCAACUACAAGAACCACAAGCUGACCCACAGCGGAGAGAAGCAAUACAAGUGCACCAUUUGCAACAAAGCCUUUCACCAGAUCUAUAACUUGACUUUCCACAUGCACACCCACAACGAUAAGAAGCCCUUUACGUGCGUCACUUGCGGGAAAGGAUUUUGCAGAAACUUUGAUUUAAAGAAGCACGUCCGAAAGUUGCACGACAGCGUCUCCAGCGCUCCGCCGCCGCCGCCGCGGGACCCUGGGCGCAGCGGGCAGAGCUAAGGGCCCGGCGCAGCCCUCCCCGCCCAACUCGGACCUGCUCCACCGGGCCAGCACUAUUUAUCCAAACCAGCCUUUGCUUCUCUGUCUUUUCCCCAGCGAGCUCAGCCGCCGGUAGCAAGCGAUCCCGAGCCGCAUUUGUAUAUAAGAGGAAUCUUAUUUAACGGCGCGUUGCGCCGCCGGAGCGGGCCAGGAGGGGCCGGGCUGGCCGCCCCCCGCCCGGCGCCAGGACAGCGCUCUUUAUACGUGUCUGUAAAUCUCCAUUUUAAAUGUACGCUCGAAUAAGUGAGGAAUAUAUAUAUAUCUAUAUCUAUCUAUCAUGGGACAAUAAACCGGCCCUUCGCAGGUG
Messenger RNA from Chroicocephalus ridibundus (black-headed gull), 4606 nucleotides. RefSeq names its product FEZ family zinc finger 2 (gene FEZF2). Gene Ontology annotation, cellular component: nucleoplasm. Gene Ontology annotation, biological process: regulation of transcription by RNA polymerase II. NCBI's taxonomy places the organism in Eukaryota, Metazoa, Chordata, Aves, Charadriiformes, Laridae. The transcript has 6 exons. Gene Ontology annotation, molecular function: DNA-binding transcription repressor activity, RNA polymerase II-specific; RNA polymerase II cis-regulatory region sequence-specific DNA binding. Bases 2935 to 4260 code for a protein of 441 amino acids. The record is from RefSeq and is a predicted model, not a curated record.